AUGUCCGGAGGCAUCUAUCGUCUCAUAUGUCAUGUAGCCGGUAGGUCAAGCAAUGUGAGGGCUUGUCAUAAAGCCAAUAAAGAGGCAAUAAAGGCAUGUGUUGAGACACUAGAUGGUAAGAAGAAGAAAAAGAUAGAGAAGCAAAUUGAAGAGUCUGAACUUAGAAAUGAAGUUUCGAUAUCUGGUGGUGCUACGGAGAUGGAUGAGGAUAUGGAAGUCAUGGGAUCAAGGAGGAGAAGAUGUGAUCAUGGGCCUAUGGGUAGAUUUGUGGAGAUUAAUUCACAUGCAAACACUGAUUCUACAAAGUCUACAAAGCAAGCUAGUUUGGUUGCUUUGAUAGACAAGAAGAAGGUGAUCGAUACGCAACAAUACAUAGCACGGUGGGCCAUUGAGAAUGGUAUUGCUUUCAAUAUCAUUCAAAGUGACAGUUUCAAGCUAAUGACAGAGGCUAUUGGGCAGUUUGGUCCAGGACUACCUAUGUCGAGUAGGUAUCGCUUGGGUGGUCCAUAUUUGAAAGCGGAGGUUGCGAGAGUUAAGAACUCCCUAAAGAAGCAUGAAGAUGAGUGGGUCAUAUCCGGUUGUUCCAUUAUGACUGAUGCUUGGACUGACCGUAAAAGAAGGAGCAUUAUGAACUUGUGUGUUCAUUGUAGGGAAGGGAUCUCUUUCAUUUCCUCAAGGGAGGAUUCUGAUGCAUCCCAUACAGGAACCUACAUAUUUGACUAUGUCAAUAAAUGCAUUGAAGAUGUAAGGCCGGAAAAGGUUGUGCAAGUUGUGACGGAUAACGCUUCUAAUAACAUGGCAGCUGCACGUUUGAUGGAAAAUAAAAGACCCAAUUUAUUUUGGACUUUUUGUGCCGCACAUACGGUGAAUCUUAUGCUUGAGGCAAUUGGUAAACUUCCAAGGUUCAAGAGUGCAAUUGAUACGGCAAGGGCCUUAACCAUAUUCAUAUAUGCUCAUCACUCAACCCUAAGCAUGAUGAGAAAGAUGACGAAGAAGCGUGACAUAGUACGGUUGGGUGUGACACGCUUUGCUACUAACUACCUUUGUUUGCAAAGCUUGGUGGAGAAAAAGGAGCAACUAAGACUUAUGUUUGCUUCAGAAGAAUGGGCCCGAAAUUCACAUUCUAAGAGUGCGAAGGGAAAAGUGGCAUAUGCGACAGUUGUUAGCAUCUCCUUUUGGAAGUUCAUGAACUCUUGUUUGUUUGUUUUUCGUCCAUUGGUGAAAGUACUUCGGCUUGUUGAUAGUGACAGACCAUCUAUGCCAUGGUUGUAUAGAGAACUUCAAUCGACGGUAAGAGAGAUCAAGGAAGACGUAUGUAGUGGACUUGAAAAGAAUUAUAAAUUGAUAAUUGACAUAAUUGAGAGUAAAUCGAAAGGAAGACUUGAUUCCUCUUUGCACUUGGUGGGUUACUUGCUUAAUCCGUACUACUUUACAAAGAAUAGGGUGGAUAUAGGAGAUGAUGCAACUAUAAUGGAUGCAUUUCUCGAUUGUGUGGAAAAGUUCUUCCCCGAUGAUAUGACCACUCAAGGGAUAGUGUCUGAUGAUGAAUUGAUCAAGUAUAAGAAAUUGAAGGGAAUGUUUGGAAGAAAACAAACCAUUUUUGCUUAUGAAAGUAAAGGUGUCAAUGAGUUCAAUCCUGAUAAGUCUUAA
Molecule: messenger RNA, 1650 nt
Organism: Tripterygium wilfordii
Lineage: Eukaryota; Viridiplantae; Streptophyta; Magnoliopsida; Celastrales; Celastraceae
Exons: 1
Coding region: 1-1650 (549 amino acids)
Source: RefSeq, a predicted model, not a curated record